Messenger RNA from Umbelopsis ramanniana AG, 2628 nucleotides. RefSeq lists its product as uncharacterized. Gene Ontology annotation, biological process: establishment of cell polarity; positive regulation of G2/M transition of mitotic cell cycle. The transcript is spliced from 3 exons. Gene Ontology annotation, cellular component: cytoplasm; cell septum. The record is from RefSeq and is a predicted model, not a curated record. NCBI's taxonomy places the organism in Eukaryota, Fungi, Mucoromycota, Umbelopsidomycetes, Umbelopsidales, Umbelopsidaceae. Bases 1 to 2628 code for a protein of 875 amino acids.
AUGGAUAUGAGAACUGACGCUCAGGAACUAUCAACUCAGGCGCUGAAUCAGGCAUCCGCCAAUCUCACCGAUAAUAACACCAUCCAUGACAACCACGAUCAAAAAAGUGACGAAAAUGUGGAUGCUUCUUCCAAGAAGUCGGAUUCAGGCAUCUACAUGGAAGCCAAAGCAGAAGGUCAUAUUCCGCCUAUCAGCCCAGUUCGAACUGAAGACCGGGAUGAGCAAUCUGCAACUAGAGAGCAUCUUUCGGCCGAUUAUCAAGAUGAAGCAACUUCGUACACGGAAGACUCUGCGUCUAUAAUGUCGAAUACCACCACUAUUUCCUCACUUAUGGAUGAAGAAGAUGAAGGCAAACAAGUUUACAAUAUAGAAACGACCAAUCCCUCUCGACUUUUUUGGGUACCAGCCGAACAGCACCCAGAGAUUGCUCCGGCUGAGUUUGCAAAUUGGUUACAGACUCACGGUGUAAUACGAGGAAAAGGGCAACUGCGUGUGCGUCGGAAGCGAUCGAUUCUUGCGGUUUCAUAUUUGCCAGGUGAAGAAGAUGACGAUGACGAGCAAUCAAAGGAGCAUUCACGACAACGUCGUCAAACACACAGUUCGACCACGAGUGUUCCAGAAUCGCAGCCAUUCACCUCUAAUGUCGCUGAACACCCCAUUUUAGAAGAGCAGGAAGAGACAGAACCAGAUUCUACAGUUACGACGAAUAAUGGUAGAAUACGAAGGACCGUUAGUCUUUAUUCGCCUACAUCCACUGUCGGUAGGCAACCAUCCACAUCGUCUCAAACUCUGAUAUUCGAUCGGCAUUCAUCUGCAACAGACGAAUCACCGGUAAUUGUGCCUCGAGUGGAAGGCUCACUACUAAGGCGAGCAGCUAGGACUAGGAUACGACGAACAUCUUUAUCUGGAUCUCAACCAGGAGAGGCAGGAAGACGAUUUGGUAACCGCCGCUCACAGUCCAUUCAUGCAAAACCUAGUGAUUAUCCCGAACGUUUCGGCGUCGUCCCUCCAGGAGGAAUCACUUUACAAGAUAGACCUGUUAGCAUAAGUGAAAUUAUCGACUUUGGCGGUCCGGAGUAUGAGCCUGCUGAAUCUCAGCAAGGCAUCAUCACGCGAGUUCAUGACGCCGAGACCGAAGUUUUUUCACGUAUAGCAGCCGAGGAAAACCAGCAACAAGCGGCAAAAGCUACUAAACCCGACGUGACGGAAAAUGCAAUUCCAUCACAUAUCCAAGACGAAAAUGUGAUCGCAGAGACAGCCGAGGUAAUUGCCCCAACCACUGAGCAUGUAAAUAUCCCCACCACAACUCAGGCACCAGAAGAGCAACUUGAGGUUAUCAUUCCUACCUUCACAAUUGAGCACAAGACACAGCCUGACAACCAAACUGUGUUGAAAGCAAAGACAAAUGUUACACUGGCAAAAACGGAUAGCAAGAGUAGCAAAUCAUCGUCUAGCCCAUCCAAACCAGAGAAACGAUCCUCAUGGUCCUUCAAAUUUUUGUCAGAUGAUAAACCGAAGAAGAAGCAGCAGCAGCACCUGACUAGCAGUAGUUUACAAAGGGUACCUUCGUCAUCUUCAACAAUAUCGACUGCUAGCAAUGCCUCAAGCACUGGGUCAUCCAAAUCAAAACUCAAAGACACAAACGAGAUAUUUUCAAAUCCGGCAAAGAAGCUUGGUUUAUCUCAUCUAUUCCAACGAACGAAUUCCAAAGCUCAGAAAGCGAAUAUAAACGGUUCUUCGGUUAUGGUGAAGAAAUCGGCAAAGUCAAAUGAGAUUAACGUCGCCAAUGACGACUUUUCCAGGUUUCCGGUGCAUGUAGAGCGUGCUAUCUACCGACUGUCGCAUUACAAGCUGUCGAAUCCCCGGCGCCCACUUCAUCAUCAAGUCUUAAUCUCAAAUCUGAUGUUCUGGUAUCUGUCCAUCAUCAAUGGUCAGAAGAUAAGGCAGCAGGCUUCACCUCAACAGUCUGAACAUACUGCGUCACCAGAAUCACCACCCCCAUCAUCUUUCAUCAUUCAUUCACAAAAUAACUACCAGGAAGAGCAGGAAGCGACGCCAGCAAAGCUAGGCAAAGUUGGAAGGUUCAUCAGUGCAAGCAAGAAGAGAAGACAAGAAAUCAUUGAAAAGAAGCAAAUACAACAACAGCAACAUCACCAACCCCGAUGGCUACCGCCUAUAUCUGAAGGAUCUGCACAAGGUGAUGGUCAGAUCGAAGAGAGCGACAAGACAGGCACGCACGUAACGUUUGCCGCUCCGAAAGCUGCACCACGCGCGAAAGACGUCGAUGAACGUUUGCCUCAGACCAAAAGUCAACCUAAUUUGCCUCAUGGCUCACAAUUGGUGACAAGCAAACGACCUAGUGAUAAUCGAUAUUCCCCUAUUCCCAAUCAGCAUUAUCAACCAUCCCAGCAGACCACUUUUACUCACGAAGCUACCACUUCGGAAUCAGCACCGGUCAAUCCACUCAAUCCACAUCCUUUACCCCCGAUACCCGGACCUCCCAUAUUGUCAGAGGUGUCAAGUUUUGACUCGUUCACCGAUGACAUACUCAAUUCACUUGGCUUGGAAGGACAGCACGCAUCCGAGGAUGAUGAUGUUCCUCUAGCGCUUUAUCGAAACAGGUCAUGA